UCUGUGGUCUCCUUGUUUCUUUUUGUGGACGAGUUCCAGAUGGCUCAGCAGUGCCUCCAAAAUGAGUAUUUUGACGAAUUGCUGAAGGCUUGCAAAUCGUGUCAACUUCGAUGUUCUAAUACCCCUCCUCCAAGGUGUCAGCGUUAUUGUAAUACAACGAAAGGAACCAAUGUCAUUCUUUGGACCUGUUUGGGCCUGAGCUUGCUAGUGUCUUUGACAGUUUUCGUGCUGAUGUUCUUGCUAAGGAAGAUGAACUCUCAACAAUUAAGGGACGAAUUUAAAAGCACAGGAUCAGCUCUCCGGAAGGAGGCUAAUGCUGACGUGGAUGAUAGAAAAGAUAGCAGGAGCCGUGAGGAAAUGCUUCCCAAACGCCUGGCGUACACAGUAGAAGAAUGUACCUGUGAAGACUGUGUGAGGAGCCUACAGAAGGUUGAUUCUGAUGACUUCUUUCCUCUCCCCGCUAUGGAGGAAGGCGCCACCAUCCUUGUCACCACAAAAACAAAUGACUAUUGCAAUGGCCUGCAAGCUGCUGGGUGUUUUGCAAGGAUGGAGAAAUCAAUUUCAACUAUAUAAUUAACCAUUUUGAGUAGUGUAGAGCUACUUUCAAAAUCUUUUGUCAGAAGGAAAGGAUGAUAUAUGGGAUCUCUUUAGGAUGAUUGUUAUCAGUUGCUGAUAUAGCUUUUUGUCCUCUAAUCCUAGAAAAUCUUUAUGUUAGAUACAUUUCUCUAUUUUACUGUUG
Messenger RNA from Pteronotus mesoamericanus, 739 nucleotides. It is a transcript of the gene TNFRSF17, whose product is annotated as TNF receptor superfamily member 17. The record is from RefSeq and is a predicted model, not a curated record. The transcript is spliced from 3 exons. Bases 40 to 573 code for a protein of 177 amino acids. Gene Ontology annotation, molecular function: signaling receptor activity. NCBI's taxonomy places the organism in Eukaryota, Metazoa, Chordata, Mammalia, Chiroptera, Mormoopidae. Gene Ontology annotation, biological process: tumor necrosis factor-mediated signaling pathway.